UUGCCAUCGCUGGCCCGUGUCUUGAGCUUGCUCCCCUCCCAGUACGUACGUACGUUCAAAGCCAUGGCGGACGGCGACCAGAGCCAGCAGCCGCCGCGCUACUGGUUCCCCUACUGGAGCGGGCCGCCGCCCCCGGUGCGCCCGCAGAUGUCGCGCCGCCUCUCCCCGCCCCAAGCGCCCUCCUCGCCCGCAGUGCCGUCCUCGCCGCGCCGCCCCUCGCCGUCCCACCCCCGCCAACCCACUCCUCGUGCGGCUCAGAGCCAGGCGUCCUCCCGCCCGUCCCCGUCCCCGUCCCGGGCAUCGCCGCUCGCGCCCACCCGAGAGCUGCCCAACAGCAACUCCGUCUCCAACGCCAGGCCGCCUCCUAAGCCGGUCGCUCUGCCCGCGACGCCCAAGCCCAAGGACGUCGACGUCGUCCCGCAGCCGGAGAAAACCUCCGUGCACCCGCCUGCUGCUGCGGCUGAGACCAAGCAUGGCCACAGGGCAGCGCAUCACAACAAGGAGAAGGAGGUUGACAAGGAGAAGAAGGACGAGCACAAGAGCAAGGACAAGAAGCACCACGCCGGCGAGGACAGCAAGCACAAGGACAAGGAGAAGAAGAACCAUGCCGACGCCGGCGAGGAGAGCAAGCACGGGAAGGAGAAAGACAAGGAGAAGAAGCACCAUGCGGACGCCGUCGAGGAGGGCAAGCACAAGGGGAACGAGAAGGAGGCCAAGGCGGAGCACGGGAAGCUGCACGGGGAGCUCAAGGCGGGCGUCGCCGACAUGGUGCGCAGGGCCACCGGCUCCGGGCACCAAGGGGCGAGCGUGAUCACGCUGGCGGGGGAGAACAAGGGCGCGUCCAUGAAGGUGGGCGGCGGCAUGGGCAAGGACGGCUCGUGGAAGGAGCACCACGGCGGGCACCGGCUGGACGGCGGCGCGGCGGACGGGAAGCCGGACGGGCAGAAGAAGCAGGGGAUGAUGACGGCGCUGAUCAACAGCAACGUGCAGGUGAUCAACAACUCGCUGCUGCUGCACAGCUCAUGCAGCGGCAGCGACCCCGGCGUGCACCUCAAACUCUCCGCCAAGUCCGCCAACAAAGACAAGCAGAAGCACGCCGCCGGUGCAGACAAGGAUGCCGCUGCAAAGAAAUGAGCGCCGUCGCCGACUCGCCGGCCGGCCGGCCACUGUAAACGGCGCUAGAUGCUAGCCAUCCACAUGUGACUAUAUGCAAAUAAAAGCAACCCCAACCGAUCCUCUAAUCGGUUAGACAGGAAAAUACGAGCUAAGCGUAUUUCUAACCGAUCCCUAAUAAUCGAUUAGAGGAGUAAAAUUCUUCUAACCAAAACC
Messenger RNA from Triticum dicoccoides, 1329 nucleotides. RefSeq names its product swi5-dependent recombination DNA repair protein 1 homolog. The transcript has a single exon. The record is from RefSeq and is a predicted model, not a curated record. Lineage: Eukaryota; Viridiplantae; Streptophyta; Magnoliopsida; Poales; Poaceae. The coding region runs from base 64 to 1134 and encodes 356 amino acids.